This is a messenger RNA of Bombyx mandarina (wild silkworm), 941 nucleotides long. It is a transcript of the gene mRpL41, whose product is annotated as mitochondrial ribosomal protein L41. Gene Ontology annotation, cellular component: mitochondrial large ribosomal subunit. Gene Ontology annotation, biological process: translation. NCBI's taxonomy places the organism in Eukaryota, Metazoa, Arthropoda, Insecta, Lepidoptera, Bombycidae. The record is from RefSeq and is a predicted model, not a curated record. Gene Ontology annotation, molecular function: structural constituent of ribosome.
GUUGACAUUUCCCAAAUAACCAAAAAUUCAAUUUUAUGUAACUACAACUGAAAUUGAAACAAAAACCAAAAAUGUCUAAGAUACCAAUUUUAAUAAAUAAUUUCUGUAAAAGAAACAUUUCUGUAACGGCGACUAGAGAAGGUAAAAGGAAUUUUAGAAAAUUUGUGAUACCAAACAAGAGAGGUUCUGUACUUCACAAAAAAAAACAAAUGACCGAGGAUAGGGAAUUUGAAAUCGACAAACGAGGAGUUAGAGAUAUUGGCUAUAACUUAAACGGACGUUUUGUCAUAGUACCUGAAAUGAUUCCAGAAAUUAUCGUACCAAACUUAAAAGAUUUUGAUUUGAAACCAUAUGUUUCAUACAAAGCCGCUGAUGUCAUUCAAAGUGAAUUUACACCUUCUCAACUAUUCGAUGCUGUGUACAGUAAGAAAAUUGUUACCGAUUUUAAACAAGGAAAAUUAGAUGAGGAAGGUAAUCCAAUAGAACCGUCUGAAGAGGAGUCAUUGAAGCCUGAGGAAGCCAUUAUUCGUGCAAAACAAACUGGCUCAGAUAUAUUUUAAUUUAAUAAUAACAAAUUAGUCUUGGUAGUGUAGUAUAGAUUUAAGAUUAAGAAAAUAAAAAACAUUUCCUAUGUGAUUCAGUGACAGUAAAAUUAUGUCAGUUAAUCAAAAACAGACCUUUCUAAAUAAAUAGAUAUAUACAGGCAGUGGAUUUAAACAACAUUUUCAAUGACAUUUUCUUUGCUAUUUGAAACCUUAAGAAUAUUAUAGAAUAAUACUGUUAAGCCAAUUUUAAUGUAUCUAAUUAUGUAUAUGCAUUGUCAUAUCAAAAUUUAAUUUGCCCAUUACAACUUUUCUAAUUCACUUAUUUCAUGUUUUGAUUUUUUGUUUAAAAACUACCAUUUCAUGCCAAUUUUCAUUACCCACAAAUAUAAUUUGAAC